Molecule: messenger RNA, 1919 nt
Organism: Cydia strobilella
Lineage: Eukaryota; Metazoa; Arthropoda; Insecta; Lepidoptera; Tortricidae
Exons: 6
Coding region: 80-1846 (588 amino acids)
Cellular component (GO): extracellular matrix
Source: RefSeq, a predicted model, not a curated record
GCGACAUGUGCGUAUAAAACCGCCGCACGACCACCCUAGGCGUUCACAUAACGUUGGGACGCAUUGCACCGCACGCAAAAUGAAGUUUUUGGCUGUAGUCCUUCUCGCGUUAUGGCGCCAAGCUGCCGGCAUCGUCCCUGUGUCUCCUCUGGGGUACGCGCGGCCUGCGUUCGCCCCACUAGGCGUAGCACCCGGAUUGGUCCCGAUAGGCGUGGCACCAGGAUUGGCACCGCUGGGCAUAGCACCGAGACUGGCACCCAUCGGAGUAGCACCUAGAGUCGCUGCAGUCGCCCCGGCUGUCGACGAAUACGACCCCAACCCGCAGUAUUCUUACGCCUACGAUAUUCAGGACGCUCUUACUGGUGACUCAAAGAGCCAUCAGGAGUCGCGGUCCGGCGACGUGGUGCAGGGCUCGUACUCGCUGGUGGAGCCGGACGGCACGCGGCGCGUCGUGGAGUACACCGCCGACCCGCACAACGGCUUCAACGCCGUCGUCCACAAGGAGCCCCUCGGCGCCGCCGUCAAGGCCGUCGCCGCGCCCGCCUAUAUCCACUAUUACGUUACGCGGCUUAAGCGUUUUAUUUCAUUGCAGCCGUUGCUGUGCCUUUUCCCCAUGGCCGUCGUCAGUAUCGUGGUAAAGGACACACCACAACCGAACGAAUACAAAUAUUCAUAUCAAAUUGAAGAUCCGACUACCGGAGACACCAAGAGCCAGCACGAGGUGCGGCGCGGAGACGUGGUCAGCGGCUCCUACUCCGUCGUCGAUCCGGAUGGGACCCGGCGAACUGUCAAGUACACUGCGGACCCGAAACACGGCUUCACAGCUGUCAUUCACAGGGAGGCAGCAGUCGCACCGCCGCCGCCACCUCCACCGCAACCUUACUCGUACGCUUAUCAGGACAUCGAGCCUCAGCAUCGCGUCCCACGGCCGUACGACAACGAUGAUCUCGUUGUGAAAUCCUCGCCGCCUAUUGGACCGGUUCUCUAUAACAAACUGUACACCAAAUUGUCGUAUCCUAAAACGAAUUACGAAGACAAACCGGCCUUCUAUUUCACUCCUGCGAAUGAAAUCAAAUCGGAUCGUGAGAGUUACGCACAAGGGCAGUAUACAUCACGUGACGAUGGGCGCGAUGGGGCAGAGCUCGAACCAGUAGCCGCAGCCGCAGCGCUUGGGCUCCGUCGCGUGCAGCCACAUCCACUCGAUGUGGUACGUGUCCGGGUGGCACUUGCAGCCCACCAGGCGCUGGUGGAACGCGCUGGGCACGAGCUGGUAGUGCUGGUGUGCGCGAUCGCGUCUGUACAUGCGGGAGUGGUUGCCCCCGCCGUGUACUCGCACGCCGCCCCCGUGGCCUACGCCGCUGCACCCGUGGUGCACGCCGCCCCGGUCGCGCACGCCGCCCCAGUAGCCUACCACGCCGCCCCCAUCGCCUACGCCGCACCCGUCGCUAAGGCCGUCGCCGUCGCUCCCGUCGCCAAGGUCGUCGAAGACUUCAACGCGCAUCCGCAGUACAGCUUCGCGUACGACGUUCAGGACGGACUUACCGGCGACUCCAAGACCCAGCAUGAGUCUCGCGACGGUGACGUCGUCAAGGGCUCUUACUCCGUUGUGGAUCCCGAUGGCACCAAGCGCACCGUUGAAUAUACCGCUGAUGAUCACAACGGCUUCAACGCGGUCGUGCACAAGGAGCCCCUCGCCGUCAAAGUAGCCGCCCCCGUGGUCGCUAAAGUCGCCGCCCCGGUAGCCUACCACGCCGCCCCCGUCGCUCACGCCGCCCCCGUCGUGCACGCCGCCCCUGUGGUGCACGCUGCUCCCGUAGCUUAUUCCGCCCCUGUUUACCAUCACUAAAUUAGAACAAACCCUAGUCAUUUUUAUCUAUUGUCAAACGCAACCAUGACACGAAAAUAAAGUACUAUUUUUA